CAGAAGGAGGUGGCAACUCUUUGUUUUGUUUUUCGUUAUUCUCUACGGUUUAUUGAAUUCUAGUUGGAAGUUUUUCGGAAGAUUUGGUAAAAAUACUUAGAGAAUUUAUGUAAAAGUGCUAAAAUUUAUGGGCCAGUCAUUACAUUUUCAUACUUAUGAUAUGUAUUGGUGAAUUGCUUAUAUUGGAUAAUUAAAUAUUUUAAUACCUGCGAAGAUGAAGGUUGAUACAAGUAAAAUGAAAAAGAGUUCGUCUGAGCUUACGCCAGAAUGCAGAUUGCUCAUAGAUCAGUUGACGAAGUGUAGAAGCAAAUCUGAUAUUUCCCGGUUUCUGGAAACAAUAACAGUGUGGACAUAUGGGAAGUGUGAACUCUAUCACUGGACUCAUAUAUUGGAUCGUUUUGAUAAAAUUUUAGAGGAAGGUGCGAGGCAGGUGGAUGACAAUGAGUUCAUGUUAUAUUGCGAUCUAAAAUUUUCGAAAGAGGAUGUUCGUCUAUUACUUCUCGUUUUGAAUUUUACUACUUUAUUGAUUGAACACUCCUUUUCAAGACAUCUUUAUAAUUCGGUGGAACAUUUGACCCAAUUGUUGUCUUCUCAGAAUAUGGACAUUGUAUUAGCAGUUUUAAAUCUGCUAUAUAUGUUCUCUAAAAGAAGUAAUUUUAUACCUCGGCUAUCAUUGGAAAAGAAGGAAAUGCUUCUAACGAAACUUUAUAAUAUUGCUGAGCGUUGGGGGGACCCAAAUUAUGGUUUGGCUUUAAUAGAUUGUUGCAUAAGAAAGCCUAAACUGGAGUUUUUAUACCAACUUUCCAUUGAAUACUCGGACGAAAAUGGUCAAGUGGUUUUGUUGGAGAUACCUGAUAUGGUGAAAACAUGCAAGGGCUUACCCAUCCCGGAAGUGAUAAAAGCGAUCUGUGGUCAUAUGAAAAAUCCAUCGGAAGCAGUUAAAAUGCGAAUUGCACAUAGGAUUCGCCUUGUAUCUGGUUUUAGAGAUAAAAAGCUGCGUUUGCAGUUUGUUCAAGCUCGUCUUCAGGCUAUAUCAGUACUGAUUUAUUCUAAUGCUUUACAAGACAACGUUGAUAGAAUUCUAUAUUCCGGCUUUGGUGAAGAACUCUGCGAGUUAAUAGAUAAAGAGGAUAUAUAUUUAGUUGAAAUUCGUGCGGCCGUUCUUAGAACAUUGACAUCUAUGCUGCACUUUGACCGAAAUCCAAAUGUACCAAGACCAGGUUCGAGAUUGGCAAAGAUUAUUCAAUAUACAGGAGCAGAACGGCAAGGAGGCAUUUUGCCACUUUUAGUCCGCGACUGUAUAAUAAGCCUGACGAACGAAGGAAUUUGCGAAAAAUAUCCAUUAGUUCUUGCCACUUCAUUAUUUAGUUUACUUUAUCAUUUGGCCAGUUAUGAAGCAGGUGGUCAUGCUUUAGUUAAAAGUGGUAUGAUGAAAUCUCUGCUACAAGUAAUUAAUUGGCCUGGAGUCGAUUUGGAACACAUAACAUUUGUUACACGUGCUGUGCGAGUCAUUGACUUAAUUACCAAUAUUGAUAUCAGCAAAUUUCAUCAAUGUAAUGGUCUCAAUAUAUUUAUUGACCGGAUGGAAAAGGAAAUUAAUUGCUGCAGAGAUGCCUUGGCUAAUUUAGAAAUAAAAGUGGAUUUUAUAGACGAUGUGGAACAAAUUUCAAAUGAUCAAGGAAAUGGAGAUAAUGCACAACCAGAAGUGUUAGAAGAUAAUGAAGCCUAUGUAAGAAGAAGUGAACUGCAACGAGGCACAAGAAAGUAUAGUCGAGUAUCGAAUGAAAAAUCGGCGUCACAAUCAUCCAUAACUGAGCAGGACGGGAAAAAAUUAGCAUGCGUUACUCAAAGAGCAGCGUUAUUGAAAUCUAUGCUUAACUUCCUAAAAAAAUCGAUUCAAGAUCAUGCCCAUUUUAAUGGAAUGCGAAAUAUAAUGGAAAGUUCCUUGCCAAAAUCGUUGCAGCACAUAAUAUCAAAUGCGGAGUAUUAUGGGCCGUCAUUAUUUUUACUAGCUACAGAUGUUGUUACGGUUUAUGUUUUCAAUGAACCAUCUUUAUUGUCAUCUCUACAAGAAACGGGUCUAACUAAUGUAAUCCUUCGCUCGUUGCUACAAAAAGAAGUACCAGCCACAAGGGAAAUUUUGGGUUCAUUGCCGAAUAUUUUUUCAGCCCUUUGUCUAAAUGAACGUGGACUAAUGGAAUUUAUGUCUUAUGAUCCAUUUGAUAGAUUCCUGAGGGUAUUGCUAUCGCCAGAUUACUUAAUAGCUAUGCGAAGGCGACGGUCGUCAGACCCCUUAGGGGACACAUCUACGAAUUUAGGUAAUGCUAUGGAUGACCUCAUGAAACACCACCCGUAUUUACGUACAGACGCGAUAGAAGCCAUAGUACGAUUACUUAAUGAUUUAGUUCGAUUUGGAUCUGAUUCGAAAUAUGUGUGUUGGAGAGCACAUAAAGAUAAUAGCACAUCUAUUGCAAACACGAUCAAUCCGAAUAACCAACAUACUCCCAACACUGAGAACACACUGGAAUUAAGAUGCAAUGAAAAUGAUAGCAGUGGGGAAGACGAUGAAGAUGAUGAUGAAAUGUCUUCUGCGUCACAGCAACAGCAACAUAGACAAAAUAGAACUAUAGAGCAACAAGUACAAAUCCGAUUAAAUCAUGAACGAGAAGCCAUUCCUUUAAUCGACUACAUAUUAAAUGUCAUGAAAUUUAUUGAUGCGAUAUUCAGUAAUAGUUCAAACGGUGAUCAUUGUAGAGAAUUCGUAAUGCAUGGCGGGUUGCAACCGCUGCUUUCGUUGCUGUCAUUGCCAAAUUUACCAAUUGAUUCACCUGUAUCUACAACAGCGCAAGCAGUUGCUAAUGUAUGCAAAUCUAUUUUGAAUUUAGCCCAUGAGACGACAGUAAUAGAUAUUGCACUCGAAGAGUUAUCAAAGAUAACAAACAAAUUACAACCGCUAAUAUCGAAUUUUAAUUUUCCCGGAGAAAGUAUACUUUUACGUGAGUUAAUGGCAUGUCCCAAAUUAGAUGAUGGCUUUUCUACAGCUGAUUACACACCGCUGUUGCACAAUAUGAGUUCGGUUCAUGGAUAUGUAGUUCUUCUAGUUCAUUUAUGCCGUAACGCUUCGAGUGAAAUGCGGCUAACUUUACUAAGUCGGUGGGGAAAUAAUUCUGGUUCUGGCAUACAGUUAUUGCAGAGUUUAGUUCGUCUAUAUAUUUCUUUGGUAUGGGAGAGUACCAUCUUGUUGAGCCUGUGUUCUGAUGAGAUAAAUGAAACGGGAUUGUAUGAGACGAUUGGCGAACAAACAGCGGGUGCUGAAAAGGAUGAUUCGACUAUAAAGAAAUUGAGCUCCAUUAAAUUCAAGAUAAAAGCAGAUGAUCAACUGCGUUAUAUAAAGUCACUAUUGGCAGCUUCUUCUCGGCUAGGACGGGCACUGGCUGAACUUUUCGGAACCCUGGUGAAACUUUCUGUUGGUACACCACAGGCUCGCCAACGGCGGAAUAAUGAUUAUUCAUCAAACGCUGCAAACAGCAAGAUUCCAACAGCAGACGCUAAGGAAAUUGCUCGAGUUCUUAGCUCAAUUCUGGUAAAUGGCUUCAGCCAUGAAAAUAAUGCAACAAAGCCUGCACCAAAGUUAAAACUUACAUUUCUCAUAUGUUCUGUAGGAUUUACUGGUCCAAUGCUGUUUGAUGACAAACGAAGUUGCUUUCAUUUAAUGAUCUCUCAAUUUUGCGAAGAAAAUGGCUUAGGAGCAUUUUUUGAUAUGUUCUAUUGGGCUUUAUCGCUAGAUAAUAGUACGAAUACUUUUGGAUUUGAAAACUGCUUGUUAUUAAAUAACAUUUUACAAAACACUUCGAGUGAUGCCAAUGAAUACCCUGCAGGAACUGGAGAAUUUAUAGAUGCCUGGCUACAAUUGCUUGAAAAAAUGGUUAAUCCUCGAGGAAUUCUUGAUUCACCUUAUGCUUUGGCAACAAAAGGCAGUCAUGGUUCAGAUACUAUUGACUUCGAGCCAAUAUUUUAUUUAAUACAAAUGCAUCAACUUGCUAUGCAUGUUGUCAGGCGCAUUUGGAAACGUAAGCCCAUUCCCAAUUAUGGGGUAUCAAUAACGGAAACCAUUAUGGCUAUAUUGAAGCAUAUUAUUAAAUCAUACAGUAUGAUAUGCAAUCGCUAUAAAACACGUUUAGAUGAAAUUCAAAAUGCUGAUAAACUACUUGAACAACGGAAAAAAACUGAAAAGUCUUCAGAUGAAGGCUUUUUAAAUGCUAAUCACUUCAAAGUAUUGACGGACAUGGGAUUUGGCUCACAACACGUUAUGGAUGCUCUAAGAAAUACGCGUUCGCUUGAACAAGCAACGGAGUUUCUGUUGAAUCAUCCAGAGGCAACUACUACUGAAGCUCAAAAUACCCAAAGUAUUUCAAAUCAACUCAACAGUCAACAUGCUGGUAAUGACAUGGAAAUUGACAUAGAUUCAGCAUCGACUUCCGGUUUGAACCGAAUGAGUGUUACAAGAGGAAAUUUAAAAUAUAAACAACAUGGAGGUUUUCAUAAUGUUCAACUUUUACCAAACGAAAUAUUUAAUCAAUUUUGCAAUGACGUAUUUGAAAGAGUAUUUGCAUUUAUGGAAUAUUUGCCUGAAACUGUCAACACCGGUACAGAGCUGUUAUCUGCGCUGUACAGGCAGAAUAAUCAGCAAAAUAAACGGGAAUUUAUUGUAAAUCUUGUAAACGGUGUUACCGAAUGUAUGGAACAAAUUAUUAAUAUCAUAAAAAACGAAAAAAUAACAAAUUCAUCUGAAUUGGGGAACAUUUUCUUUGGAGAAAUUUCUACAAAACUUCUUAUACGUCUCAAAGUCUCAACAAUACUUCUAGAUGAAAAUUAUAGUGAUAUUAGGAAAGAGUUUUGUGCUAUAGUAUCCCAAGAAAAAUCUAUGCAUAUUAUAGUCAAUCUGCUCUAUGAGACUGAGGCUUUAUUGAAUGAACAGACAUUAAUAGGUGUUAAGCCACAAUCGCCUCAAUGGUUGCAAAACUUCAUAGAGUUCAUUGACGCAAUUGAUAAUGUUUGUGUAAUAUUGCAACGACGAGAAAAUAUGCGAGCCGUAUGUAGUGAUAAAUGGAGAUGGUAUGACGUUUCGACUGGUAAAUGGAACUCCUAUACCGAAUCGAAUAAUAAUUUACUUAAAAAUGCUUUUGCAAUGGGCGAAAAGUCUCAAGUGAUUAACAUAGGGCGUCAGCGAUAUACCGUUAAUUUUAAUUAUAUGACUCAAGUGAGUGAAGCAUCAGGAAGUCAUCGAUCGGUGUUACCAGACCUAAAAAUAUCGGAAGCUAUAUGCUCACUUAAAAAUGGAAAUACGAAUACGAAAACAGAUAGUAUUCUUACUCGCAGUGUGCAGUCAAAGCCUGGUGGUGAAGGUGUAAUUUAUAAAGACGAAUUAAUUUGUCUUCGUUCAUUAACCAAUUUAUCCCAGGGUAAGAAAGAUUGUGAAACUGAGGGGAACCUUGUUCAGACUAAUGAAAAUGAUUCGCAACAAACUUGUACGGCGCAAUUAGAAGAAGGGACUACAUUCGGGCAAAAGAAAAUUAAAAUUAAAAACACUUCAAAAUCAGCCCCAAAAAAAGGAACAUCAGGAUUUUCGAAGCAUAACAAAAAGAUCAUACUACACGAAGAGCUUGUUGGAUUGUCUCGCGAAAAUUGUACCGAUAUAAUUGCCUGUCUUGUCCACUUGCUAAGACCUGAAUUUAUGGUAGACUUUGAAACAAAGAUUUCCAUUAUGAAACUUUGUGCUAGAUUAACUAAGGAUUAUGAGAAUGCAAAGGCUUUUUAUAAAAAUGGCGGAAUAUCACUACUACUUAAGAUGCGUCAAGCAUGUGGAAUGAUGGAGUUUCCCACUUAUGCCAUCGUUAUAAUUCGGCAUGUUCUCGAAGCUCCCUCAGUUUUACAAGAUUCCAUCGAAAGAAUUUUGAUUACACGCUCUUCGCCAACUGUGCCCGUUGGACAUCGCGAUCUGGUAUAUUUUCUUACACAAGUAUCAUCAGCGGUAGCUAGACAUCCGAAAAUAUUUCUUUUGGCGGCAAAAGAGUCAUUGCAAGCUGAUAAUGCUUUGAGUUCGAAUUUUCCUAUAGACGAAUCAAGGUUCCUUAUAAAGUCCCAAGCCCAAAAUAAACCUGGUGACCUCAUCAAUAAUACCAUUCUAAAAAUUGAUGACGCCUCAGAAGAAACAGUAAAAGAUAUAUUGAGAGCAAUAAUUCAACCUUGUAUACAUUAUGGAGGGCUCUCCAUAGAUGAAUAUGAUGGGAGCAUAGGAAAAAUGGGGGAGUCGUCACCAACACAAGUUGAUAAAACUCAACCCAAAUCGUCUUCGUCUAAAAAAUAUACAGAAAAUAUUGAAACAAAUCCUUGCUGCUGCAGUUGGCAUAUUCCAUCUACAAGUCAUACCCACCAAAAGCCAAUAUUACCGCGAUCGACUUUAUUAAAAAUAUUAGCAGACGCAGUUAGAUCCUAUCAGUGCUUAGUACCGAAAAUUAUUAUGGAAUACAUAUACGUACCCUCCGACAGCUCACUAAUUAAAAAACCGCAGACUUGCAUCUCAUUUAUUUUAGAUAAUUUUCUACCAAUAACUAAUCGCCAACAGGACCCAGAAGUGAGUAUGAUGUCAAGAGUGCUACUUUCUUCGUUAUCAGAUUGUGUUAGUCAACCAAUAGUUCAAUCGAAAUUGGUCGAAGAGCUCCAUGAAGCGAUUGUGCGCACACUUACUGAGCCUAGUUAUACAGAAAAACACGUUCGUUUGCAAGUUCUCAUUGGUUUAAUACCCAUAAUGAUUGAAAGUCCAAUGUUGUCAAACAAACUGCAUUUGCAACGCAAUAAUAUGUAUAGAAUUUUGUUAAAGCAAGGAAUAAUGACUGAUUUGGCAAAAUUGGCGCAAUAUAAAGAUUUGUCGAAUUCAAACACUCUGACCACAGUGCAUUCAACUUUACGUCCAAUGGAAAUUUUAUUAAGGCUUACUAUUACACCAGGCACUCUUUCUUCUAGGAAAAUAUUUUUUGGCACUCCACCAAACGGUAACAAUUCUGUUGUGAAUCGCCGUUUAUAUCCAAGGUUAACAUCACGCAUAUCUAAUGAAAACGCUGGGCCUGUAGGUAGUGAGCACGUGCUCCGUGAUAUUAUUCGGAACGUUUUAUCCGAUCGUAGACAGGCAUUCGAUUUUAUUUUGAAUGGCGAAGAUAUAUUCUUAGAUUCAGAAGAUCCAAUUAACUCCAUGGCGACUGGUAACGAUGACGCCACAGAAAAUGUGCGGGAAUCACAACUUUUAGCUUCAACAAACUUACGACCUCAAAUUAAUUUUGAUCAACUAUGGGAUGAUCUUUUGCAAAAUGGCCAUGUAGCAUUUUUAGGCAGAAGCUCUGAUUCUAAUAAUGGCCCUGCUGAUGGAAAUAGAAUGGACUCAAGAAGUAACCGAUCAGAUGGCAAUCAAGUUGUCAAUACGGAAAACGGAGCAAAUGGUGGUAGUGAUGGCGCAUCAACAUCUUCGGAACUUGUCGCAGCUGUUGUAGACAACUCAACUUCUUUAUUGGGAGAAGUUAGCACAAGUGAAUCUGAAUCAGACUCAAAUGCUUCUACAGAAAAUGAACGCAAUGACGAAGACGAGGAUGAUGACGAAGAAGAAGAUGGUAAUGAAGAAGACGUGGAAGAUCAUAGUGAAACAGAUGCUGAUGAAGAAACCCGUCAAUUUAUUGAAGUUUUUGAUCAUAUUUAUGAGCCCGAAUCUUCAGAAACUGCGUCAAAUGAUGCCGAUGAUGAGGCAUCAGAAGUCAGUGGUAGAAGCGGUGAACAAGUGGUCAAUGGAUCUGAUGCUGAUGACGAAGUUUCAGAGGUUAGAGGAGGAAUUUGUGAGCAAGUAAAUAAUGGUGAUAAUAAUCUUAAUGCCGAAAAUACAAUAGUAAAUUCGCCCGUAAUUCGAGAGGCUCGUGUGGAAAGUCAAAAUGAUAUGUUGUUAUUGUCUGAACCGGUUACACGAAGUAACGUACAGCCGUCCCCGAAUGCUGUUAGCAACAUAGUUCAAGAAUCUUUUGCAGAUAAUAAUCUGACAAAUACAGACGAAAGUUCAGUUCGAACAAAUCCUUCAUCUGUUUGGGUAGCACCGAGGCUCGGUCCAACUAGAACAGAUUUAAAUUUUGUGGUAAAUACUGAAAUGGGAAAUACUUCUACUACUAAUCAUGAGCGCAGUCAAAACAAUACGAACACAGUAUACGUUGGAUCAACAAAUAACCAAACUACAACAAUAGGAAGUUUGAUUCAAAGGCGUGAAUCUACCAGGCGUUUAAUUUUGCUUGAUCAACAGUAUUGCACUCUAAUGCCAUCAUUUAAUAAUCCGACCGAAGAAGGGCAACUUGAUAUAUUCAAUCAAGAUAGCUUACAUUGGUGGCUCGAGGAGUCUAAGCAUUUGGACUUAGAGUCCCAAACAGAUACAUGUUUAUAUGUUGCCCAUCUUCUGAUUCCAUUUUUAAUUAGAGCAUUCAAAGACAAUCAAAAGACGAAAUCUAUAGAUCAACCACUAUCCACUACCACUUACAAUUCUCCUAAUCGCCGCAGUGCCAUACCUGUAUUCAUUCAACAGACUACUAAUUCUAAUAGUGGAUCUGAAAAUACGUCGUCGGCAAAUGAAAAUAUAACGGAAAGAAAUGAAAACACUGCUAUAUCCACUGAUAUACUAGAACAGCAGGGUCAAAUAUCAAAUGAUGAUGGCGGUGAAGUGGAAUAUUCAAGUGAAGAAGAAAAUCCAACUAUACUGGUAACGAACGAGGAAGAGACUCUUGAGGACGUUGAAGAUGAUUUCGAGGAUGAACAGGAUGAAAAUAAUUCAAAUAUUAACCCAACAAAUUUGAGAGAAGAAAUUAACGCCGCUUUUGAUAUUCCACUUGGCAACGAAAUGCACACCUCGCUGGAGCCAACAAAUACAGAAAAUAUAGAUAACUUAAUGACUGAAGCGUCUGAACUUUUUACUACAAAUGAAUCAGUAGAGAUAGCAACUGAUAAUAUUGUACCAAGAGUCAUUAGUGUAAUGGGUACUCCAAAUCAAGAACUUGCUGCACCAACAGCUGAAGAAUAUCAUUCUGAAAAUGUUGAAACUGUCUCAGAAGACGCACCUUCUGAAAUGAAUGCUGAAGUCCGAGCUGCAUUGGGUGAUCUACAAGUUCCGGAAGGUGUAGAUCCAUCGUUUUUAGCCGCAUUGCCUGCUGAAAUGCGUGAAGAAGUUAUAAAUGAACAUUUAAGAAUGCAACGCAUACGUCAACGAGCACAACAAAAUGCAAUUCAAGUAGCACAUGAUUCUUUAAUAGAAGUUAAUCCAGAAUUUUUAGCUGCAUUACCACCAAAUAUUCAGACUGAGGUUUUAAUGCAACAACGAAUUGAACAACAACGUCAGGCUGCCUCAGCAGCUAACCCCGAAGAUCCCGUUGAUACAGCGGCUUUCUUCCAAAAUUUACCUGAGACAUUACGUCGAGCAAUCCUUACUGAUAUGGAAGAAUCACAAAUUGCAAGUUUACCUCCCGAUUUGGCUGCAGAAGCCCAAUAUUUGCGACGCGAUUGGGAGAGUCGAAACGGUUCAAAUAUAGAUACUCCUCAUGUACUUCGACGUUUUCCGUCGUCUUUACAAAAUCUCACUGAUGAUUCGAGAUGGCAUUCGAAUUAUGAUACAAUAUGGUAUGAAGCAGAGCGGACUCAACAAUCUCAGCAUCACCAGCAUACAACAAUUGUACAUCAACAUCAGCAACAAAUUCAUGGCAAGCCUAUAGCUCUGCUCUUCAUGGAGGAUGAUAAUAAUAUGCUUGAUCCAGAUUGUUUAGCAACAAUUCUCCUAUUUUUAUUUACCGAAGAUACAAAAAUCAAUUAUACUCGUUUUCAUCGAGUUAUACGCAAUUUGUGCUAUCAUGCUCCGACAAGAGCCUGGAUUAUACAGUCAUUGAUAAGUAUUAUACAAAAAACGAACGAAGAUAAAACAAAUGAAUCAGAUGGAUUUAUUGUCAAACCUAAUUGGCUUAAACUGAGGAUAGAUGCAGCGUUUGGUUAUAAAUCGAAUGUGUUUAUUAUUAAUGAAAUAACACAAAAAAAUAUUGAGGGCAAUUCAACGUCAAAUUAUAAUAUUAGUAUAAAUCCUCAAGCAGCACAGAUGGUUGUUAAGAACUGUUUGGAUUUGUUAUUUGUUUUAGCGAGGCAUUUUCCACGGAGUUUCGUUCCAUUUAAACAGGAUCAAAAGAGAAAGAUUGACCCAGGUACUGAAUCGAAUGAAAAUAACAGAAACAUGUCUAUAUCCAGUGGAUUUUCGGGAAAUACAUCAGAAGUGAACAGAGAGUCUCUCAUAAUGGAAUCAAAUAUGCAGCGCAACAGUUCUUUGAACAUUACUAAACCAUCACAGAAGACAUCAGAUUUUAAAUUAGAUGAAGGCCCAUCAACAUCAAAAGCCGCAGCUAAUCGUGGACAAAAAAAUUACUCAUCUGGAGUGAAAAGCAAGCACCACAAAAAGACCACAUAUAAUACUAACGGUAAACAAUUUUGGGACGUUAUUUUAAAAAUCGAUUUGCUUACACCUCAAAGACUUUCGAAUACGCAAGAUUUUCCACUUAUUUCAUAUCCACGAUGGGAGUGGGAAGAGCCAAAUGUCGAAUUUCAAUCAUUUAAUGACACUCAAUUUUCAAAGUUACUUGAAAUGCUGCCAUACAAAGUAAUUUGUCGAUCUCCCCAACUCACUGAUAUGCUUAUUAAACUAUUGGCCUCUCUCAGUGGAGAACUUCCCAAAGAGAGUGAUUUGGACGACAGUAAGUUGAAUAAUAAACCUUCCGAUGCAGAAGAAAAGGGUCAAAGUGCUACAACAAAUGUGGAAUCAAAACAAAAAGAAGAAUAUUAUAUCAAUACUGAAACUAAACUAUAUACUACUGGUUAUCGUGGAAAAAGUAAAUUGUACUCGAGAAACUUUUCACAAUUGCAGUUAGUUACAGAAGUGCUGACUCAUCAAUGCGGCACAGUUGAUGGGCUUGACAACAUUUCAAAACUGAUUGUAAAUUUAAGUCAAUGUUCUCAUGCUUCGAAUGCAAUAUUUCUGGAGUAUUUGUCCUCAGCAGUAUUUGGGCUGGCAAAAGAAGUUCGUUUAGCCAUACAAAAUUUACUCGAUGAAAUCCGAUCCUACAAAGUUCUCAAUAAAGUCGAUAAGGAAACUAAAUGUGGUGUAACAAUUCAAAACAAAGGUGUUCUUGAGGGAAUUAUGCAAGACCGUUUUACAUCAGAAAACGUAAUUAUUUCGGCACCGAGCAAUUUUAAACCGUCAUGUGAAUUGCAAUUACCGUCUAUAAAAAAAUUACUUUCACCUUCAUCAGCUCAAUUGUAUUUUUUGAAAACUCUUAAGAUAUUUAUACAAGUGCGUGAAGUAUUCUAUUCUGAAGAUUCUGUAGGUUUGGAUCCAGCGAAUAAAAAGCCAACUCUCAGUCAGAUAAUAUGCCUGCAAGAUCUAUGGAACACAUUAAGUGAAUGUUUAGUAGCUUUAGAAGAGUCAAAAGAUGAGUAUGCAGUUCUUGUUUUGCAACCAACUGUGGAAGCAUUUUUCUUAAUACAUGCCACAAACAAGAAAAAUGAGAAAAAACCCGCAUCUAACAUUGAAACUCAAAAUUCUACCUUAGAAGUAAUAGAAGAAGCAAAUCCCAGUCAGAGCGUUUUAACUUUAAACAACACUGAUAGAACAGAUUCAACAGAUACUCAAGGUUCAAGUGGUUCGUUCGAGUUCUUAGAAAAUGUACGCAAGUCUUGCAUACGCACAAACCCAUUGGAAGUUCAGCAACGAUUAGAUAAGGAGAACUUUUUACGUUUUGCGGAAAAACAUCGAACUGUGCUUAAUCAAAUACUUCGUCAAUCCCCGAUUCAUUUAUCGGAUGGGCCUUUUGCGGUUUUAGUUGAUCACACACGUAUUCUUGAUUUUGAUGUGAAAAGAAAAUUCUUUCAAACUGAGCUUGAACGAAUCGAUGAAGGUGUGCGCCGUGAAGAAAACACAGUAAGCGUACGACGCGUUACAGUAUUUGAAGAUUCGUUCCGUGUAUUAUAUCGCUUAGGACCAGAAGAAUGGAAAAAUCGUUUUUACAUAGUAUUUGAAGAUGAAGAAGGACAAGAUGCUGGUGGUCUACUGAGGGAAUGGUACGUUAUAAUUUCAAGGGAAAUUUUCAAUCCCAUGUAUGCAUUAUUUUGCGUUUCUCCGGGCGACAGAGUUACUUAUAUGAUAAAUCCAUCAAGUCAUGCUAAUCCAAAUCACUUGAGUUACUUCAAAUUUGUGGGACGUGUAAUAGCAAAGGCAAUACAUGAUAAUAAAUUACUAGAGUGCUAUUUUACUCGUUCAUUUUAUAAGCACAUUCUCGGAAAGCAAGUGAAAUAUACUGAUAUGGAAUCACAGGAUUAUGAAUUUUAUAAAGGCUUAGAUUAUCUUAUGAAAAAUGAUAUUUCCACUUUGGGCUAUGAACUCACAUUUUCUACAGAAAUACAGGAGUUUGGUGUUACCCAAGUCCGGGAUCUUAUUCCAAAUGGACGUAAUAUAGCAGUAACUGAAGAAAAUAAAUUCGACUACGUCCAGUUAGUUUGCCAGUUAAAAAUGAGUGGUUCAAUUCGUCAGCAAUUAGAUGCGUUUCUUGAAGGUUUUUAUGAUAUUAUACCCAAACAUCUAAUUUCAAUAUUCAACGAACAAGAACUUGAAUUACUCAUAUCUGGUUUACCUGACAUUGAUAUUGAGGACCUUAGAACUAACGCAGAAUACCACAAGUAUACAUCAAAAUCUUUGCAGAUACAAUGGUUUUGGAGAGCUUUACGCAGUUUUGACCAAGCCGAUCGAGCUAAAUUUUUACAGUUCGUCACUGGAACAUCUAAAGUUCCUCUCCAAGGUUUCGGGUCUCUUGAGGGAAUGAAUGGCAUUCAGAGGUUCCAAAUUCAUCGUGAUGACCGAUCGACCGAUAGAUUACCAUGUGCACAUACCUGUUUUAAUCAGUUAGAUUUGCCGAUGUAUAAAUCCUAUGAGAAAUUACGAAGCAGUCUACUUAAAGCAAUUCAUGAGUGCUCGGAAGGAUUUGGCUUUGCAUAAACAUAAAUUAAAUGAAAUUAAUAUUUAAAUAUAUAUAUAUCUCAUAUCACAUUUUGUCAAAGGGGUCACAAAUUAAGUAAAUGGUUUAUUGACUUAUA
Molecule: messenger RNA, 13197 nt
Organism: Zeugodacus cucurbitae (melon fly)
Lineage: Eukaryota; Metazoa; Arthropoda; Insecta; Diptera; Tephritidae
Gene: HUWE1
Product: E3 ubiquitin-protein ligase HUWE1
Exons: 12
Coding region: 215-13099 (4294 amino acids)
Biological process (GO): protein polyubiquitination; positive regulation of protein catabolic process; proteasome-mediated ubiquitin-dependent protein catabolic process
Cellular component (GO): nucleus
Molecular function (GO): protein binding; ubiquitin-protein transferase activity
Source: RefSeq, a predicted model, not a curated record